Molecule: messenger RNA, 3551 nt
Organism: Annulohypoxylon maeteangense
Lineage: Eukaryota; Fungi; Ascomycota; Sordariomycetes; Xylariales; Hypoxylaceae
Product: Metalloenzyme, LuxS/M16 peptidase-like protein
Exons: 1
Coding region: 177-3215 (1012 amino acids)
Biological process (GO): protein processing
Cellular component (GO): mitochondrial matrix
Molecular function (GO): metal ion binding
Source: RefSeq, a predicted model, not a curated record
UCCUCCCCUAGCCUCCCUGCUUCCGUGACAUGCCGCCCCAACCUGCGUUGCUGUCUUGAUUUCUACAGCUGCAGUCGGUUGGUUCAAUUAUUUUACGGCCUGGUUCGCCCUUUCGUUUCCAUUCGUUUGGUACCUCUUUCCUGUUAUACUGGUUAUCUUCUUUAUAGACCGAAAAGAUGUUACGAAACGCGGUGAAAGGUGCGGCUAAGAAAGCCGUGACGGAGUUGUCUCAGUACCCAAAACCUGGAGAAAAGCUUCAUGGCUUCACUUUGUUGAGAACAAAGCAUGUGCCUGAGCUCGAGCUUACGGCACUACACCUACGACACGACAAGACGGGAGCAGACUACCUCCAUAUUGCUCGAGAGGAUAGCAACAAUGUAUUCUCGAUUGGCUUCAAGACGAACCCGCCAGAUGACACGGGUGUUCCGCAUAUCCUCGAGCACACCACCUUAUGUGGUAGUCAGAAGUAUCCUAUACGAGAUCCCUUCUUCAAGAUGAUGCCGCGGACUCUCUCUAACUUCAUGAAUGCCUUUACGGCCUCCGACCACACUUACUACCCAUUCGCCACAACCAAUGCCCAAGACUUUCAAAACCUCAUGUCUGUAUAUAUCGAUGCCACUCUACAUCCGCUUCUGAAAGAAACAGACUUUACUCAAGAAGGCUGGCGGAUUGGUCCUGAAAAUCCUAAGGUUGCGGAAAAGGAUGGUGCCGAGGGUGCUGAGGAUAGCAAGCUUGUCUUUAAGGGCGUUGUCUACAACGAGAUGAAGGGACAAAUGUCAGAUGCCGGCUAUCUAUUCUACAUCCGAUUUCAGGAUCACAUUUUCCCUUCCAUUAAUAACUCUGGAGGAGAUCCGCAAAAGAUUACCGACUUAACGUAUGAACAACUACGCAAAUUCCACGCUGAACAUUAUCACCCGAGUAACGCAAAGCUCAUGACGUACGGCGACAUGCCGUUGGCUGAUCAUCUGAGGGAAGUUGAUACCCGGAUGAAUGCGUUUGAAAAGAUUCAAGCAGACAUUGAGCAUAAAAAGCCGAUCGACCUGAAUGAUGGGCCACGUACAGUGACGCUCUUCGGGCCGGUCGAUCCUCUCGCUGACCCAGACAAGCAAUAUAAGACAUCAGUAUCAUGGAUCACAGGUAAUACCGACGAUGUACUAGAAUCUUUUUCUGUCGCCUUACUCUCAUCGUUAUUAAUGGAUGGGUACGGAUCUCCACUCUACAAGGGACUUAUUGAAAGUGGCCUGGGCACAGAUUGGAGUCCGAACUCAGGUUAUGACGGGUCAGCAGCCAUGGGGAUCUUCUCUAUUGGAUUAACUGGGGUCGAGCAAUCCAACGUGGAGAAGAUUAAGGGCGAAAUUCAGAAGAUACUUGCUGAUAUUCGCAACAAAGGUUUCGAGAGCACCAAGAUUGAUGGGUAUCUUCAUCAACUCGAGUUAAGCCUAAAGCACAAGACAGCCAACUUUGGACUUUCAGUACUGCAUCGUCUAAAGGGCAAGUGGUUUUCCGGUACUGAUCCGUUCGACUCUUUGUCUUGGAAUGACACAGUCGCGGCGUUCAAGGCAAAACUUGCCGAAGGAAACUAUCUCGAGGGAUUAAUGGACAAGUACAUUUUGAACGACAAAACUCUUACUUUCACCAUGGCUCCCUCGGAAACGUAUGGUGCAGAGAUUGCGAAAGAAGAAGAUGACAGGUUAGCGGCGAAGAUCAUUGAGGCCACUCGAGAAGCAGGUGGAGAAGAGGCUGCUCGAAAAUUCUUUGAGCAAAGGGAACUCGAUCUACUUGUUGAGCAAGGCAAGUCGAACACGCAGGACUUGAGCUGUCUACCAACCGUCUAUAUCAAAGACAUCCCAAGACAGAAGGAGCCUGUUGCAAUAAGAGAUGAGGCGGCCCAUGGUACCACUAUCCAGUGGCAUGAAGCCCCUACAAAUGGCCUCACAUAUUUCCGAGCCAUCAACAGCUUUGAGAACUUGCCAGAGGAACUCCGAUCACUGAUUCCAUUAUUCACUGAUUCUAUCAUGCGGUUGGGGACGAAAGACAUGACUAUGGAACAGCUAGAAGAUCAAAUCAAGCUCAAGACUGGAGGUAUAUCAGUCAGCUACAUGUCAACCUCGUCACCGACCGACUUCCACCAGGCUUCUGAAGGCCUUCUGCUAGGGGGAAUGGCUCUUGAUCGCAAUGUGCCUGAGAUGUUUGAUCUGCUACGCAAGCUUAUCCUAGAAACUAACUUCGAUAGCCCAGAGGCCGCCCUUCGGAUAAGGCAACUCCUGGAAGCUGCUGCAGAUGGUGUCGUGAACGAUAUCGCAUCUUCCGGUCACUCCUAUGCUCGAAGAUACGCCGAGUCAGGAUUAACACGUGAAGCAUACCUAUCCGAACAGGUUGGCGGUUUAUCACAGGUCAAGCUCAUUACGUCACUAGCUGGGCGACCAGAGUCGGAUCAAUUCGAAGACGUAAUUGAGAAGCUUAAACAAAUCCAGAAAUUUGCCCUAGCAGGCAAUAGCCUUCGCACGGCCCUUACGUGUGGCGCUGAUAGUGCUCAAGCCAACUCUUCGGCGCUAUCCCAGUUCAUGGCAUCUCGGCCAACUAACCCCGUCACAUUUCCGCCUGCCGGAAAACAAACGUUUGCGAGAGAUAUUAAAGCAUUUUUCCCGCUUCCCUACCAAGUCUACUAUGGCUGCCUUGCCCUCCCGACUGCGUCAUACACCUCUACGCAUGGUGCACCGCUCCAGAUCUUAGCACAACUUUUGACUCACAAGCAUCUUCACCACGAAAUCCGCGAGAAGGGCGGUGCUUACGGUGGUGGCGCUUAUAUGAAGGGUCUUGAAGGGAUAUUUGGUUUCUACUCAUACCGAGAUCCAAACCCGCAGAAUACUCUUUCCAUCAUGAGGAACGCCGGUCGAUGGGCAGUUGAUAAGCAAUGGACUGAUCAGGAUCUUGAGGAAGCUAAGAUAUCAGUUUUCCAGGGUGUCGAUGCACCUAAGUCUGUGAAUUCGGAAGGUAUGAUCCGGUUCAUGUCUGGUGUCACGCACGAAAUGCAGCAAAAGAGACGCGAACAACUUUUGGAUGUGUCCAAGGACCAAGUUCGCGAGGUUGCCCAGAAGUAUAUCGUCGACGCCCUAGCGAAGGAAGAAGAAAGAGUCGCCUUCCUCGGAAAGAAACAGGACUGGGUUGACGGUUCAUGGAAGGUAAAUGAGAUAAACGUAAAAGGUGCCGAGUAACGACGAUAUUUACGACGAAGUAAACGAUGUAUCAAAUAUCUGUACAAUAUUGUGCAUAUACCCUCCUCCAGCUAACUAGACUAGCCGUAUAUAACCUUGACGGUUCGAAAUCGAACCUGUUUCAUGCCUACGGCGAUUAAAUAUGUGCAAGUGAACAUACUACAUUCAGCGUUCAGAUACGAUACGUCUUCUUGCUCGUGCCUUCUACGGAAGACUCUACCAUAGCUUGGAGACCACAAUAACACGCGAGAGUAAACUUUUUCGAGGCAGGGUUAGUGGACAAUACCUCGAAAGGGGAUAUGGACACGAAACCCUAUCCUCCCACGCUCGUUCUUU